This is a messenger RNA of Australozyma saopauloensis, 1146 nucleotides long. RefSeq lists its product as uncharacterized. The transcript has a single exon. The coding region runs from base 1 to 1146 and encodes 381 amino acids. The record is from RefSeq and is a predicted model, not a curated record. Lineage: Eukaryota; Fungi; Ascomycota; Pichiomycetes; Serinales; Metschnikowiaceae.
AUGUCUUAUCCUCAAUUUGCCCAAGAUUUGAAAGAGCCAGAGGAGAAAAAUGUGCCCCUUCUGCACAUUAUUCUAGAGUCAGCUCAAAUUGUGUCGUCGAAUGCUCAAAACUUCGUUAGAUCACCUUCAUAUACUGCUUCACCGGCUAUCCAACCUUAUUCAUCACACGCGAAAAAGAAGAAGAAAAGAAGAGGGAAAAUAGAAAAAAAAGGAAAAAAGGGCAGCAACCCUUUAAAUCAAAGGGCUCUGCUGUGCCCAUUGACUGCCUCGCCAAAUCUCUCCAUGGAUGCUUCACCGAAGCUCGCUCUGGGUGCUCAUCCACCUGAUGUGAAAUUGGAAGCAAUAACUAUUGAAAACAAAGAAUAUUUGAAAAAAAUCUUGCAGAAGCUUACAAGAAGGCUUGCCGGUAGUCUACUGAGAGAUGUUUGUUGUAACUCCCUUUGUGACAUGUUGGCUGGAGUUAAUGGUAAAUUAUUCCUCCAAUCAAUCCGACGUCCCAAAUUUAAGGUGGAAGUAUACAGCCUACUUGAUUGCGUAGCUAAUGGCGACCCGGACCUACCAGAUCGACCAUUGCCUGAAUGUUAUCAAACAGCGGCUGUAAACUUGGUCAAAAUACUUCUUGCACGACCAGGCCGAAUUCCUACAGAUGCCGAUGCUUUACCUAUCAUUGAAGAGUUAAAAACAACAGACGCAAAAGCUUUUCUCGAAGAAUUUAUGGAAUCUUUUUACGAUCCUACAAGAAAGAUUUCAAUUGAUAUGAUCUUGGUGGCGAGUGAGUUCUUGAACGCUUCGCUGUAUGAGUUAGACAAUGAUGAUUCUGAUCCUUGGACUUACAGUCGCGGCUUGAUCCAAUCGCUUGUGAAAGCUUUCGCAUCUGAAAUAGGAUUUGAAGUUUUUGAGAACUUAUUUGCUGAGGUAUCGCGCCCAAUUUCGGAAGAUUUCGUGCAACAUUACCUUCAGUGUGAUGUUCUGUCAAAAAUAACACUCUCUGGGAUAUUUUCCAGUACAGUAUCGUCUAAUUACAGUUUAGACGCCACUUUCACCGCGUUGUGGACUUUUCCAGGUCUCUGUUUUGUUACAAUGGCUCAAGAUUAUCUCGACGUGCCAAAAAGGUGGCAAAAUUUUGUUGGCUUCAUUAGACUGUAA